This is a messenger RNA of Helicoverpa zea (corn earworm), 7478 nucleotides long. RefSeq lists its product as uncharacterized. The record is from RefSeq and is a predicted model, not a curated record. The coding region runs from base 1631 to 6244 and encodes 1537 amino acids. The transcript is spliced from 4 exons. Lineage: Eukaryota; Metazoa; Arthropoda; Insecta; Lepidoptera; Noctuidae.
UGAAGAGUAUAGCUUGCGCGACGCGAUAGACGCGGAAGUGUAGUGGGCGGAGCUAUCUAAAAUCAAAAAAUCCGCGGUGCGGUCUUAAAUAUUCAUAAGUAACUAAAAAAAAACAAAAUAAUUAGUCUUUACCUCACAAGCUCAAAGUCUCUCAUCAUCAAGAAAUGUAUUUCACAAAAAGUAUACCUACCUAGGUACCGAUAGUUACACUUUUUAUGAAAUAGAUCGCACGGAAAUGAACCGAAUAGGGUAAGCAUCGAAAUAUUUAAUAUGCAAAAAAAAAUAUCGAAUGAAAAAAAAAUGAAAAUGGAGGCAUUAUUUUGCCGUGGCGUCUCAGUACCGUCAAACUUCUAGCGAGAAAAGGAUAGCGAUAUCCCCUCGAAUUUUAGAAGCUAAUAACUCUGGCAUUAUGAGAAGAUUUUAAUUAAUUUUUUCAUUCUAGAAUUAUUAAAAUUAUUUUUAGCGCUUCUUUACAUAAACUCUCUACCUAACCUCUCAAGUAUGAGGGCGCGGGUUUGAUCCCAGGUCAGGCAAGUAUCAAUGCAACUUUUCGGGGUAAUUGGAUGAUUUUUGGCGUCGAUAAAAAAAAGUAUCUAUACUUACGUAUUACUUAAUAUUUAGUAAUCUGUGCCUAUACUUCAUUUGAGUAAGACCUAUCUAAAGAAAAUAAUCAUGAUAUUAGUUUUUGUAAUAAAAAAUAUAUCUUAAAAUAAGUGUAACUUAAAAUAUUAUAAGAAGCAACCCUUCCCUACGCACGGCCACGGCACGGUCGCGGCACGGUCGCGGACACUGCUCUGUGCGUUAUUGCAUUGCUUUCGCAUUGGAACACUAAUCGAGCGCUCGAGCUUUUUAGGUUCAGUUUCUAACGUAGCUAUCCUAUACAUAUAACUUGCGGAAUUUGUACGUUCUUAUAACAUUAGAGAGGUAUGUAUUUUUUUUGUAUGGAGUGGUUUAUCUGUGUAAAGCGAUUGGAUUCAACUUUGCGUCCAAUAUUAGCUAUAAUUUGAAAUAAUGCAAACUACUGCAUAGUACAUUGGCUUCAAUGAAAAACUUUGUAACCAAACAACAGAAACGGACGAGCUCAUUGGGCCAGCCCCAGCUGCAGAGGAGCGAUAACGUCAUUAACGACUGCUUUUUCAGCAUUAGUGACGUCGUAUAGGUGGGUAAGCUAAAAACAUUUCUGUAGAGUCUCACAUAUACAUCACAUAACAUCUCAAGAAGACAAGUGACAGACACCAUUGUGUGGUGCGAGCGUAGCGUUGUGUCCAAGAUGUCCCCGCGCACUCCCCUUUAAUUCCUCUCUCCUUUGAACUUGUAUCAAAAACUGACACUGAGCGCGUCGGUUUUGGGCAUUGGACAGUGAUUGGCAUUGCAUCCAUCACAUCCGUCUACAUUGUGUCAAAGUACCGAUACACACAUUGGUGGGCGCAAAACGUUACGUUGGCGUUGGUGCAAAACCAACGUGUGGUGGUGGUUACGUUGGUUGGUGGUUGUUUGGGUAUCUUCAAUGUGUGGCCCAGUCAUAAUACUAUUAAGGUAUCUGUGCUAAUAGUUAAAUAUAUCUGAUCCGACAGAUGUCCAACGUCCAACCCAAUGAAAAAUAUUCUAAUUUUGUUGCAGAUAUUUAAAGAUGGACAGCAGCACUACUGUUUUUACCUCCAAAAUAACGAGGGUUGGGAAUCACCACAAAAAUAAUUUAUACGACCUUUUGAACAUUGUUCCCGCUAAACCUCUUAAAGUUAAUGAAACAAAGAAGUACACUUGCGAUUACAUCCCAAAAACUGGUAAAUAUUAUACACCGAAAAGAAAAUCGCGACUGAAAGUGAAAACUGUUCGAGAUAUCAGAAAAUUGUUUGAACUAGAUACAUUUUCUUAUUUAUUGAAUGAACUGGAAACGCAGCAAAAUACUUUAUUAAAAAAAAUACGACAUGGUUCUUCAAGUGAUGAGAUAACGAAAAAUUUGGCUACAAAGCUGUUAAGAGGUGACUCUCCUAUUACAAGGUCAACUUGGCAGAUGUUAAUUAAUCUGAAUCCAGAACAUCACAAAAAUCCACGCCAAUUUGUUAAAUGGAAUGGGAAAUAUAUUCAAGUGAACGGAAGUUUAGGUGGUAGGAAGCAAAUAAUAAAUAACUAUGAUUUAUCAUUUAAGUCACCACCACAACAAAAUACAAAGAAACACAUAUUAAAGAACAAUUUUGGAAUAAGAAAAAGAGGACUAUUAAGAAAUUCGUUAGUCGUUCAAUUUAAACCAGGCCCUCUUUGUAAGAAACAAUUUCUUGAUGAUUCGCCUCAAAAAUACCACAUAGGUAAUACCGAACUCAUACAUCUUCCAAAACCAGGACUGGACAUCAAACCUACUUAUGGUACUGCUUCAGAGCCUAUAAUAACACAGUAUCUUAAUAAUCUCCGUCCUGGGGAUGGCACUAUAACCGGAAAAUGGGCUGAAUUUGCAGUUUCUGUUUUAGGUACUAUUAAAAAAUCAAAUGCUGUACAAAUAAACAAAGAUUGCAUUACAUUUGAUUUAGCUUACAAAUAUAAUCAAAAUAAAUUACUAAUGCGCCGUGGUGCUGAUAAUAUUUUGAACACCUCCGAAUAUUCUGGAUUGAGAGCUACAGAGAGAGACAGGCGAACAGCAAGAACAGGAUUAAAAACUGAAAUACUAGAUAUUAUAAAUAAAAUGAUAGAUUCUGUAGAAAUAAACUUAACUCAAGAUACAUUAUUUACUCAAGAAAAAGAGACGGAACCAUUAACUGAUUUGAACUCCAUGGAUGUAACAAACGCAAAAGACAAGCUCAAAAGAAAAUUUGGCGAACUAGACAGACUUGCUGUUAGGGUGAUAACACUUCCUGAAAUUGAAGAACCACAAAUAACAAAAAGCUGCAACAAUAAGCACUGUUCUUUGGGUUGUGUUUGCGCUUCAUUGCAAGGCAAAUACAAUUUGAGGCAGCAUUGUGGUCGUAUCGAAUGCAUUUUUGAUUGCAAAUGUGGCUAUGACAUGUACAAAGAUGAUCCAUUACAUGCAGAAUGCUCAGAUCUGCUUCCUGGACUCAUAAAACUAAAUAAUGAGUUUGAUUUACAUUUAGCGAAAGAAGAGCAAAAAUUUCAUCAAACUGUUAUAGUAGCUGGAAAAAAAAGAAUUUUAUUAAAGACAGAAAAAAGGAAUAGCAAACCAUCCAAAAAAUAUGCCGAUUUUUACAGCAAUGUGACCUCAAAACAAGAACAGCACAAAAGACUAGAUGCUUCGGUUGUAGCAAUAAAAUUUGAUUGUAAUAAUAUAGAACCAUGGUGUAUGGUUCAUAACCUAUAUAAGUGUUUUUGUAAAGGCAAAUUUACCGAAACAAAUAUAAGUGAGGACAUCGGUAAAGAAUCACUGUCCAAAGAAACAACUAAUGAUGUUGAGGAUUUAGAAAACCUUAAAGGAGCGAAUGAUGAUACUGGAAUCGAGGAAUGUCCUUCAGCACGAAUGAAAGAGCAACAGAAACCUACAGAAUGGACAAAUUCAGUCAGAAAAUCGAAAAUUUUUGAAAGUAUACCAAAGAAAGUAAACAAAUCAAGAAGUUUUGAUAAACUUAAAUAUUACAGUAAUACUGAAGAAAAUAAUUACGACUCUGAGAAUGAAAUUAAAAGUCAAAGUAAUGCAGAGACAACGGGUAUACAAAGGAAUAAGAACUCAAGAUAUACUCUAAGACAAUUAAAAAUGACAAAUUUCAAUAGAGAUACGGACAAAAGCAGUGAAAAAUCAUUUUAUUCUGAUGAUAGCAAUUCUUUGGAUUUUAUGGAUGAAGAAACAAAUACAUGUUCAAGGACGAGUGCAUACGUUGGAAGAAAAUACACUAAUGGAUAUUAUAAAAAUACAAAUAGUAAAAUAUUGGAAAUGGAAAAGCACGAUAAAAAACUUCAAGAGAGAUUGGAUUCAAUUAAUUUAAAAAUUGAUAGUGAAAAGACUAAAACAACUGUUAAAACUGCCAAUGACUCAGAAAAUCUGUCAGAAAUUGAUAAAAAAAGCAGAAAGCGUUUACUAAGUGAGACCAAACUCGUGUCGUGGUUAGAAUCGAACUACAAAAUAUAUAAACAGCGAAACGAUCGAGGUUUUUUAAAAAAUGCCUUAGAACCGCCACAAUUAGGUAAAGUAGCGUUACACUCCUGGGAAUUUAUUCUAACCAGAUAUCGAGAACGCAAAAACCUAUUUUUAGUAUCACGUCAAAAGCCUUUCCGAAUUUUUAUGGCAGUAAAUACCAACAAUUCUUUUUUUGCAAAUUGCAUUAAUAUAAAUGAUAUCCGAUUUGCGGAGUUACACAAAUAUCCCCAAACCGUAAAAAACUUACUUAUAAAUGCAACUGAUCUAAAAGACAAUUUUUGUAUUUUACGAGGUUUGUCUUUUUGCUGGGAAUUAAUAGGCUCUGUGACUAAAGUAAGCGAGAGUGAUGGAUCAGGUGCGGAACAUGAUGCUUCCCCAAAAAUAAAUAUGAAUCCGCAAGAUGAAAGCGACACGGACAUGUCAGCUGAUUUUAAUCAAAACAAUGCAGUGUCUGAGGAAUCGUUGACAGAAAAUACGGAACAAACCGAAAUACAAACUUCGCCUUUGCAAAGAAAAGAGUCUGAAAGUAAAAGCUGUGUGGACUAUGUUGGGUCAUCAAAAUGGUUUGUUAUGACAAUAGAAAAUGAUUUUAGUGAAAUAAGAUUUUUUAGAAAAGGAUUUUUUGUUAAAUAUGAAAGCAUUAUAAAUGCCAUUAGCGUUGCACGUCUAUCCGGUAAAACUGUUCGACUAUCUUCUAAGAAAUGUAUGGAACAACCUGAAGUUCCCCAGUUCGGCAUAUAUGCAAUUCCCAACAACAACGAAUAUUGUGUUUUUGUUGGACCGUAUGAAAUCGAAGAUACUUUGGGGAUAGAAACUAUUAAGACUAUUUUAGACGUAAGAAACGUAAGGGUGAAAAGAACAAGAGGGUUUUGGAUUACAACAAACAAGAUCGAUAAUCUGAAAGUUGUAGAAAAUCCUUUAUCAUUUGUUCCUCCAACGAAUACCCAAAAUAAUAGUGAAAUUCCUUUAGAAGCGCAUCUUUGUACCAAUCUCGAAACUAAUAUAAACCAACAAGAGAAUACUAAAUUACCGGAAAGUGUAGAGACAAAUCAAAAUGAAGAAUCAAAAGAGUGUUCUCCUAGCAAAAGAGAUAUAAAAGUUGUGAAACCAAUAAAAAUACGCAAAACGAAUGGCUUCUACCACCUGGCAUCCGACGGCGUUUUAAAAAAAAUAUCUUUAAAAUACCCUAAAAUCGCACCAAAACCUGUUAUCACACGUAUAAAUGUGGGAGAUUGUGUUAUGGAUAGUACCAGAUCAUUGAUACAAAUAUGUAAAACAGGCAUUGAUAAUAAUGUUAAUGAAGUGACUUCAUUAUUGACAACUUCACAAGAGCCGGUUACUGAAGCAAUCUCUCAAAUAAAAAUAUCCUCCGUAUAUUCAACACAAAAUGAACCUUCUGUUUCUAAUCCCAUUAAACCACCAGUCACCAGUAAAGAUAGAGGAAUGUUUAUUUUAAAACCUGAAGAAAUAAAUAGAAAAGUUAUACAAAAUGAAUUGAUGGCUGAAGUGACAUCGGCUUCUAGGAAUAAGUAUGAAUUCAAUAAUAAGUCUAAGAGUAUAUUCUUGGAUUCGAAUAAUUAUAACAUAAUGUCCGAGUCAACAGAUUGGAAUGCCGAUGAUGUUAAUGUAUACGUCUUAUCAGAUGAAGAAAAUGAAAGAACUAGUGAAACUAUAGAUCAGUGUGAAACUGAAGAUAACGGACAACUAUGGACGGACGUUUGCAUAGAAUGUACAAAUGUUCCAAGCCUAGGCUGGAUACCAGGAAUAAAGAAUUUUCAUAAUUUACUCAGCUUUAAAUUACCUGGAUCUGAAUAUUCAGAAUUUUAUCCGGAAGAAAAAGCUUUUGCCGAAAUAAACUUAGAAUUGUCUAAAAGGAUAAAUACUUCAAUGAAUAUAACAUUGCAAUGGAAAGUUAACGAGUCAAGUGACAAAUUUGAAGGAACCGAAAUUAACCCUGAGCAUUUGUAUCCAGAUUAUAUACUUACACAAGAAGGGCUGUUGCACACCAGUGAUAUAAUAAAAAGUAAUAAGGACAAUCUUAAAACCUAUUCCAAAACAAAUUUGAAGGGCAACGCUCGUGGUUCCGCAUCCCCGAGUGAAAUCGGCAAGAUUAACUUGUUGAAACAAAUCGAAGAACCCAGGAAGACAGGCGAAGUUCAUCAUUAACUUAACACCCGAAUGCGUUUUGACAUUCCUGCUCGAGCUAAAAUAAUUGAAGGUUGUUUGAAUAAAACAUUUUAUUUUGUAACAAAGUACCUUGUUAGGUACCAACACACAAAUUGAAACAUGACUGAUUUCUGUAAGUAGUUUUAUUUAGAUUAUCUAUCAUAACGAUAAGUUGUAUUUUUUAUACUUACCUACCCUACCUAGGUACUGACUUACUUCGUUUCAGUUAAGAAAAUAUUGUUAAAAUUUCGUGAUUUAAAUGUAAGUACCUAGCUGCAGAUUAUCUGCUGCCUAAGUGGCUACUGCCUAUUUGCUCAGUACCUACCUACCUACCUAUAGUUUCACUAAAUUCUACUAUUGUAGAAACUGUCAUUGUGUAAUUUAUUAUCUUUUUUGUGGGUACCAAACGCAAAUAUACCACCUUAUCAGAGCCUUGUGCUCACAGCGUAUUCUUUUCUUGUUACUAUAGUUAGGUAAAUGGUAACCUAUCCGAUUUAUAGUUAUACCUGCUUACCCAAAUGUUUAGAUUCUAAGUAAAUAGCUAGACUAGUUUAGUUACAAAUGUUUUAUGAUAAGACUUAUUAAAGUAUCGGUAGGUGUGCUUGAAAAUAUGGGUUAUUCGUCAUCUCGCCACGCUAGACUCUUCACGAAUGUGUGACACAAAAAAUCAAUGUGCUCGACUGUACUUUUAUUUUUAAUUCGGGUAAAAUGCUAAAAAUCCGGUUGGCGAAAUGAUAAAUGUACAAAUUUUAAGUUUCACCAACUGGACACAUUCGUGGUAAGUCUAGUGUGGCGACUUGACGAAUAACUCAAAAUUAUGGUUAUUGUCCUUUAUCGUUCAGUGCUAGUUUAUGUCGUCAUGUGCGCUAAAAAUAAGGUUGUACAUAAUGGUAAUAAGAAAAGGACCUUUUAUCGAUAUGGGUCAAAGAAUAGGUACCUAAAGAAUAAAUUCAACAGUUUUAACUAUUCGUGACCAAAUAAUUGUCAUACUAGAAUAAGGUCGUAGUUAAAUGUCUUAUUUUGUUAUUGCUAAGAAUACUAAUUAUUUAUCUGUGAUAAUACAAAAUUAACAACUUGGAGCGAAGGAGUUGCUUUUAUUUCCUGAAAGUCUGAAGCGAUUUUGUACCUUAUUAAAUCAUUGAUACCUAUCUGCUAAUUAGGUAAAUGUCGAUAAUGAUUGUACCUUAAAGUAUCUAGUGUUAAAUGCAGAAUACAAAACUACACUCGCUGUUAA